AUGAAUGUGACUGUUGGAACAGAUGAUGGUGGAAUUGAUGGUGCAAUUGAUGGAAGAAUAGCAAAAUUUGAAGAUCGCGAUUGUACUGUUGAAGAAGGAAUCGGUCGAGAAGUAGAGGGACAAGGAAGAGGAACAGCAAAAGCAUAUUAUGCACUUACAAAUCCGACUGCUAGCCAUUCUUCGGAUCUCAUAGCAUGGAAAAGGAACCAUGUAAACAAACAUUUGUUUGUAAAUUCUUUCUAG
Molecule: messenger RNA, 243 nt
Organism: Angiostrongylus costaricensis
Lineage: Eukaryota; Metazoa; Nematoda; Chromadorea; Rhabditida; Metastrongylidae
Source: the annotation of a GenBank genome assembly